Molecule: messenger RNA, 7706 nt
Organism: Anopheles darlingi
Lineage: Eukaryota; Metazoa; Arthropoda; Insecta; Diptera; Culicidae
Gene: CrebB
Product: cyclic AMP response element-binding protein B
Exons: 8
Coding region: 1795-2871 (358 amino acids)
Biological process (GO): regulation of transcription by RNA polymerase II
Cellular component (GO): nucleus; transcription regulator complex
Molecular function (GO): RNA polymerase II cis-regulatory region sequence-specific DNA binding; protein binding; DNA-binding transcription factor activity, RNA polymerase II-specific
Source: RefSeq, a predicted model, not a curated record
GGUGGUGGUGGUGGUGGUGGUAUGUGGCAGGAACAGCUAGGCAGCGAUAUAUUCGAUAAGCUUCCUCACCAAACCAAGUGAUGUCGCUAGUGUCGACGCAGGCAUUUUCAGCAGCAGCAGCUACAGCAACUGCGGCGCGCGUUCUGUGUUGGUGGUGUGGCCGCCGUCCGCGCGUCGUGUCGUGUCGUUGCUGUUGCUCUUUCGCCCCUGUGUAAUCCGUCGCGCUAUCGCACUCCGCGGAUGGGAUCACUCGCUAUCUCUACGUGUUGUUAUACGUGCUGUUGUGUGUGUGUGUGUGUGUUUUGUUGCUGUUUGUACUGGGUGGUUGUGCUUUUCGCUGGUAAAUUAGAAAAAAAACAACACAUACACAAAAAAAAGUCAUCCAGCGGCCAGUAGCAGCAGCAGCAGCAGGGGCCUAGCAGCGGGCGCGCGCGCGCGUGUGUGUGACGGUAUUUCCUCGUUCGUAUGUCCGAGCUCUUAUAGCGCUAUUGCUGGCUGCUGUGUGGUUGAGUGUGUGAGCAAGUGACCAACGUGAUGAGUGUCCGAGUGAUGGUGUUGGUGAGCGGCGCCCCGUAACUGUGUCGUAACGCAUGGUGCCGUCUCGCUCGCACUAGACCUUGCAUGCCUAGCCCCCGAGUAGCUAGCGGUGCUGCUUUGUCUACCGCCCGGUGCUGCGCUGAGGGGCACUCGCGUUUUCAGUCGCUCGACGACCAGUGAGCAACCCGAUGACGUUCGCGAGCGUAAUGUCAAAAUAAUUCGAUCUUCCGCUAGUUUCGUUUUGGUGUUCGCAAGGAAAAUAUGACGACCCGCCUGUGUUCGGCUAUCUGCGAUCGUGAACCGUCCACUGCCGUCACCAGCAGCAGCAGCAGCAGCAGCGUCCGCCGUCGUCGUCAUACCAUCCGCGCGCAUCCGUCACGGCACGCAGGCACGGCCGCCUAGCCGUACCACUGCCGCUGCCGUCGCCGUCGCCGCCGCCACCGCCGCCAUCGUUCCUUCGGCUGCCAUACCUCCCAUAGCCUGUUGGUUGUGCGCGCAGGGGUAGCUGAAGAGGAAAGGGGGUUGCAGAGAAGCUGCUUCCCAGCAACGUGAGCAUCCCGAGCAGCAGCCGCAGUAGCAGCCGCUGGAGCAGCAGCGGGGCCCGCGCCUAAGCAAAAGUUCGACAAAACACCGAAAACAACUUUGUUCCCGAAGUACCAAAGGACCCCGGAAAGGGAGCAGGAAGGCAAACAGGAUACGAGCACGAAGCUGAGGGAGCUCUUCCCCGAGGGUGUGAAUUGACCACUUUCGAAGGGUUGUAGCUCAACUUUCGUGAUCAACUUUCGAAGGGUUGGCCUGGCACCGAUAGAAUCUUGCAGAUAAAGAGCAUUCAGCGUUACACAUUCCGUAAUUGCGAUCGAUCGUCUAAGAACCUACACGAAGUGAUUGCAGCAGUGAGCGUGUACGUGAUUGUGUGUAUGUGCGCGAGUUUUAUUGGUGCGCGUUUGUGCGCACACCGAGUGGGCUAGUAGCACAUAGUCGUGAGUGCGUGGAUCCGGUCAAGCGAUCACGUUGUAUCCAGAGGAGAGCAAACGGUGGAACAGAGGAGGAAGGCGUGCAGCGAGCGGCUGCGGCCGGGGUACCACCUUUGGAAGAGAACAACGAGAGUGGCCCAGGAUCGUCGCUGGUGUCAUUGGGACCAGCAACGGUAGCAGUAGCACUAGCAGCAGCGUUAGUAACAGCAUUAGCAGCAGCUCGACGAAGCCGCACACUACCGCCCGUAAACGCGUCACGCUCGCUGGCAGUGCUCGGCGGAUUAUGGACAGUAGUAUGGUCGAGGAGAACGGUUCCUCGGCGAUAGGCGAUCCUCUAGGUGGUGCUGGUGGAGGAACUGGUAGCGCAAACGCCGCUACCGGCUCGGGCGAGGUGGCCGGCGGUGGUGGCCGUGGCCCAUCUGGCGCACAACUCCGCAAUACCGGCGACAACAACAACAGCACCUCCAGCAGUAGCAGCGGUGGCGUUAAUAAUAAUAACAAUAACAAUAGUGCCGCACACGGUAAAAGUACCGGCUCUGGUAGCGCUUCUGGUGGGGGUUUCCGGCAGAGCUCCUCCCUGACGGUCGCAGGACCAACGAUUGACGCAUCGCACGUGUCACCGGCCGCCCUGGCAGCGGCAGCCUCAGCCGCCAACAUUGUGCACAUCAUACCGGCCGCUGCCAUUUCGGAUGAACCAGGACCAAUACCGGCACAGGCACAGUCUGUGAUCCAGCAGAAUCAACAAUCGGUCAUACAGACGGCGGCGGGCAACGCGCCGCUUUCGCGUGGUGUGCUACUAGUGUGCAACAAACCAAACUCGGUCAUCCACACGACGACAGGAAACCUGCAGACGAUACAAAUCAAACCUGAACUGCAUAUCGGGGGUGGCCCGCCAUCAAUCAUGACCGACACCAACAGUGACGAUACGAUGUCGGACGAGGAGGCAUCGCCGAAGAAGCGACGAGAUCUACUGACUAGGCGACCAUCUUACCGUAAGAUAUUGAGCGAUCUUGGUGGAGCGGAAAUCGUCAACACCCCGAGCGAUGGUCCUGGACUACACACGAUAGCGACUCCUGGCGGUGGUGUAGUUCAAUAUUCCCAGCCCCCGGAGGGCAUUUACGUACCUCAUAUCUUUCCCAACACAGUCAUGGGCGGCAGCGUGCAGCUGGAGGAUCAGUCGCGUAAACGAGAGAUGCGGUUGCAGAAGAACCGGGAGGCGGCCCGUGAGUGCCGGCGCAAGAAGAAGGAGUACAUCAAGUGCCUAGAAAACCGGGUGGCGGUGCUCGAGAACCAGAAUAAGGCCCUGAUCGAAGAGCUGAAGUCGCUAAAGGAGCUGUACUGCCAGCAAAAGAGCGACUGAACCCUAGGGGCCGUGGAUGCGUGUGUUAGCAGUGAAGAUAGCGACAGUAAGCAGCAGCACCACAACCACCACCAUCAUCAGCAUCAGCAGCGGCAGAAUGAAUCCUCGAUGCAGGAGGAGUAGGAUGUGCCCAUCCAUAAGUAGAAAUAGCGAGCCGAGAAGUGAGCCGGGAAGGAAUGAGGAAGAUUGGUACCUGUAGGCAUCAGCGUUGGGUGUGAUCUUUCAUGUAGGAUAGGACGUGUACCCGUCUGUGGUCAGGGUGUGAGUAGCAGUAUAGCAGGCCGACGAACGGGAACGGUUGUGGUGGGAACGUCUUUCAUAUUGUGGAAUUAACAGAUUUGAGUUGUAGAGGGAGCAUGAGCGUACCGAGAGUACUGUUGCUACCGCGCUCAAUGUGUUUUGCUCAGCCUCAGUUCCCAGCCAGUUGGGCUCUUGAUCAAACGCGUAUUAGCUGGCUACUCUUGGUCGAUGAAAGACGCCAAUCAGCCGCAAAUUGAAGAGUUUUAUCAGUGUCACUCUAGUUGGGUAAAUUAUUCAUCCCGACCGACAGACACACACGGGCUGACAAGGGAAGGAGUUCAGGAUAACCCUACUGGGUACCUAUCUGUGUGCUGUGCUUUGCUAGCCACCUUGUGCUCUAUUCACGAUUUGAAACCGCUAUCCGAUAGCUUUAACAAAACGUACUUUUCUGAGCAAUGAAUCAUUAUGCGAUGCUUUGUUCUUGUUUUUUUUUUUCUUCUCUUUUAACUGACCCCAUGGUCAUAAGGCCCAAGCCUAGCUUUGGAGCGGAGAAGGCUGUGGAGAUGGUUUGCCAAGAAAUUGGAGGCACGGAUGCAUGGAAAAUGCGCACGAACACAGAGCAUAGGACGAAUACUGAGCACCGUAUCCUCUGCAAUCCUUAUCGAUUGCAGCACCAAAACAUACAGUUAUAGCUGCCUACCACUAAAUACUAAGCAAAACAUUAAGUUUAAUUUUAAGCAAAACAUUAAGUUUAAACUUUUAUCCUUGGUUGUAUGAUUAAUUUUUAAAAAUUAUUACGGUUGCGUGCACACAUCGGCGCACACGCGCUGUGUUUGCGGGAUGCCUUUAGGUGGGGGUAGGUGUAGAUACUUCAGUUAACGUGAAGUAACGCUUUGCAGCCACACAUAAAGAACAACGCAAAUCGAAGAAGCAUAAAGAAGGCAGCGAGGGUUCACUGAGAUGAUGGAGACUUAUCGCAGAAGGGGCCGUUGAUCUGCGCCGUUAUGCUGGGCAGCACAAUGUUGUUCAAAGUGGAAAUAAUUUUGAGCCAAGCCAAACCCCUUAAAAUGCACUCCUUGCAACGGCUUCGUUUUGCUUCGUUAUCUCUCGUUAUUUUCGUUUUUCUUGUAUUUCUUCUUCAGCUGAUAAGCCAGCAAGGUCACCGGCUGUUUUGUAUCCCGUUUGUCUAGUUUUAGGACAGUCAUUUCUCGAGGAUAGCCUGUUGAGUAGGAUAAGAAAAAAAAGAGAAGAAGAAAUAGAGUUAAAUAAAAAAUAAAGAGAAAGAGAGAGAGAUAGAAAGAUAAUAGAAAUGAAGGAAGGAGAAGGAUUGAUACUUCCGCUGAAUAUGGAAUGUUCCGCAGGAUAUCCUUGCUCCGAAGAUGUCCUUUUGUAUUUGUAAAACAUGUAAAAAUCCUCAAAAAACAAACACAACAUAUUAGCAAGCCUAAAGGGAUGUAGGGCUUCUGGCAAAGAAGCUGCAUUGACCAGAGAAUUCCUUUGAGAGGGAAAGAGUCUGGUAGAGACAUUGUGCAACAACAGCAUGCACGUGCACGUGCACGUGGUAGUUGGUUUGUUUUGGAGAAGCAAUUCACAAUUUGGGACGCAUUGAUCACAGAGAGCACUGGUUAGUCAUCGUGUUUGGUGCCGAGAUCACAAUGAGAUCAAAGAACUUCUCCAAUGAUUUCAAGCAGUGUUUCAUGCCACCCGUUUGUAGCACGGCAAACCCAUCAUUCACACUGAUCCCGAAUUGAUUGGGAUAAAAACCACUGUUGGUCCCCCCCCCCCUUUCCUCCCAAUGAGCAUCCCCCAAGCACCGGCUGUCUUUUGAAUGGGCUAAAAUUCUUUUUUAACACAUGUAAGGACGGACGAGCUGUAUGUUUAACCGGGCUGAAGCUUUUGGAACAUUUAUUAAUGUGCUAGGGAACGAUGAUACAAUUUCAAGCAAAACAUAACAUUUGAAAUCACCCGCCUUUAGAUAUUUUUAUGUUUGUCCUUGAGUUUCCGGUCUGCCAGAAUAAGAGCGCACAAGAGGCACUCAGUUAACGGAGGCGACCAAUAGUGGCUUUUACUUGAUUUGGAAUCACGAACUGGAGGACGGAAGACAUUCGUUGGCGAGCAGUAUAAGUAAAUGUCAGGGUCAGGACCAUUGAAAUCAACCCCACCAUAGCCUUACACACUUCCGGAUUAUCUCACGUUGUCUCCGUAUCUGCGCGGUUGAACAGUAUCCUUUAACGAAAAGCGAUGAUCAGCCUAGCUGGUUCCGCUGCCGCAGACAAGCAUUGCCGUAGCAAAACCGGAGACGGUUUUGGUUGCUGGAUGUGAUCAUGGGCGAGGGUUGCGGGUAAAGCUAUUAAGAAGCUUCAGAAGUGAAACUUAGAAAAGGAAACAAAAACACUAAUGGGCGGGCGGUGCCUGAAGUGCAAACAAGAUAGUGUGUAUAGUGAUGACGAUGAAUGUAUGAUGCAUAACAGUUUUUAGAUAUCGAAAACAAAAAUCAAAUAAAAGAGUAUAUUUAAAGAAAUCGAAAAAAUAGAUAUAUAUCUAUAUACAUAUAUAUAGAUAUAGAUAUAUAUGUAUAUAUACACAUAUAUAUGCAUAUUAAUAUAUAUUAUUACAUAUAUAUUGUUAUGUUAAUAUAUAUGUAAAUAUAUACAUAAAUUAAAAAAAUAAAUGUAUAUGUAUGUAUAUAAGGGGAUAAACAUAAAUACGACUGUAUAUGUCAAGGGAAGCAACGAUAGGAGUUAGAUCGUCACCAACCACGCUGCACCUUUUAAGCGCGAGCGCAGUUCCUGGCGGAAGAGGGGACCGAAGCAGCGACAUUUUAGCUAGUUUGAGAGUAAAGAACACUUCUAGAGCAAAUUAUAUACACACGAGUAGCUAUACCCAAGACAAAGGAGCGUCUUUUUGAUGGUAGAGAGAUUGGGAUAGUGUGGUUGGAUAUGGGACAAUGAUUUCAAACCCGAUCUGACCAUUCCAAGCCCUGCGCAAAUAGGAACCAGCAGUGAACCUCCGUGUCAUGAAUCAUCGACGAAUGAGGGUGCAGAUGAUUCGAAGGAGGCAGCAGGUUGUUUUUUAUGGGAAUCCCUGUGGAAUGUUUGAUAGUGCUGCAUCAGCUCCACAUUUGUACGAUUUGUGGCACGGCUCGUCGAUAUCCUUCCUGGACAGGAGCAGUAUGUAUGUGUGUGCUUCGUGUACGUGCGUGUGUGUUGCUAUUCUGUUGAUUCGGAUUUCUUCGUAAUUGGUAUCUAGAAAAAGAAAGAUCGAAAAAAAAGUGUAUAGAAGGAGAUGUAGGUGAGGUGCGGGUGGGUGGGUGGGGGGUAGGAUCUGUGCUCAUUUCGUCGCUCGCCAACAAUUACCGUUACUUUUGUUUAGUUCAUUCUCGUUGUCAAUCUCGAUGUUGGACCUCUUGAAACUAAUCCCAUGGGGGUAUAGUACGAUCAUUACCAUGGAGAGGUGGCAAGGAAAACGCAAUUUGACCGUUAACCCGUCAAUGUACAACAUUGGUAUGUGUGAAUGAGUGUGUGUGUGUGUGUAUGUGUGUGCGUGUGCGUGUGUGUAUAUCUGUAUGUAUUGUGGAGAAGUAGAAGAGCACCAGUUUAGCAGUACCUAAGGGACGUGGCAGCGUCUCUAUACGCGCUAGAAUUUUGCUUGCGAUGCGAUGGAAAUGUUCAAAAAGUCCAUAUAACAAAAAAAAUGGUUUGUGUCCUUGCUAUUUCGGUUUGUGUCCUAGCGGUAUGGACUUUUCCAUGCCACGUGACAAAUUUCCAUAUCGGAAGCAAACUUUUAGCGUGUGUAAGGACGGCGUGUGAGAGCGACGUGGAAAGGUUGUUUGUAAUACGAGUUAAAACAAUUGGAAACAAGCAAACAAGCAGCGGCAACGAAGGGACAAAAAGCCCCAUAAAUGGAGCGUGGAUGAGAUAUAAUUAAAUAUAUAUUUUUUUGUCGACGGAAGCUACCGCGAAAACACGACGUGUGCUGUUUUGUGGGUGUGUGUGUGUGUGUGUAUUUUUGUGUAUUGGUGUGGGGACAGAAUGGAAACGCAAGCGUUGAAAUAGAAGCGAGCUGAGCAACUAUUGUGCUAAUAAAAGGGAAUUGAGGAGUUGCAUCGCGAACACGCGAGCUGAGACAGACUUAGCCAUUCUAUACCGAGUAAUCUAGGAUCAAAGUACUCGACGGUAGGUCGGAAAACGCGCUUUUGGCGGCUUGGCGAAGAUCAUCCGCCAACUGGUGAAAAGAGGAAGAGUGGCCGAGGCUGGGAAGAGGCGGUGGAAUUAUAGAGGAGUAGAUUUAUGAAACGUGCGCAUUUCGUCCAUUACCACCACCAAAUGCAAAAUGAUGCAGAAAAGGCUAGGGCUUCGUCGUUGCUCUCGUUCAGGCGCUGUUGGGUUUUCGUUUCCGAUUUCCGUCAUCUCCGUUUUAGUGUGGAGAGGAGCGGCCCGCUGCGGAUAACGGAAUUACAGGGUUCGGUGACGAUCGCAACUGUUUUUGGGAGAUUACCGUGCACUCACAAAACAACCAACCGUAACUCUUAUUGCAGAACCUUUAUGUCUGGAAUAAAAACAAAAUAAAAAAAAGAAACAAAGAAGAACGUAAAA